Messenger RNA from Argiope bruennichi, 2318 nucleotides. Its product is annotated as fatty-acid amide hydrolase 2-A-like. Bases 11 to 1705 code for a protein of 564 amino acids. NCBI's taxonomy places the organism in Eukaryota, Metazoa, Arthropoda, Arachnida, Araneae, Araneidae. The record is from RefSeq and is a predicted model, not a curated record. The transcript is spliced from 7 exons.
GAGUUGCCGGAUGUUCAACUGUCAAUCGUUCGCUUUCUCUGAAGGUGUGUUGUGCUCUGAGAAGCUGGAACUUGCUGUGUGGCGAGCAAUUAGAAUAAUCAUGGACCAAAAUGCGGUUAUUAGGCCGACAGAGAAUUUCGCUGUGAAAGUGAUUAAUACGUUUAUUGGAGGAAUUCGAAGCACUGUUGAGAAUUCGGUGCAUGGAGUAUUGACAGUGCUGAAUUUGGGCUGCAAGCAAAAAGUGCCGCCUGUGGAUAAUGAGUUGCUAUAUUUCUCAGCUACUAUUUUGGCUGAAAAAAUUCGUAAAGCUGAGAUUACUAGUGAAGAGGUAGUGAAGGCCUACAUCAACCGCAUAAGCGAAGUGAAUGGACUGAUAAAUGCCGUAAUCGAAGGCCGAUACGAAGAAGCCAUGAAUGAGGCCCGUUUAGCUGACCAAUUAGUCCGGUCUGGCACUCUGACGGAGGCUGAAUUAGCCGAGAAAUACCCUCUCCUAGGAAUUCCAUUCACAGCCAAAGAAGCCAUUCUCAUUAAAGGACUGCCGAGUACAUGCGGCUUGGUGUGCAGGAAAGGAAUGACCGCCGAGGAAGACAGCGAACCCGUUCAGAGGUUGAAGGCCUGUGGAGGCAUUCCCUUGGCACUGACGAACACCAGCGAAAUCUGCAUGUGGUGGGAAACUUACAACAAACUUCAUGGAAGGACCAAUAAUCCGUACGACACAACACGCACAGUGGGAGGUAGUAGUGGAGGCGAAGCGGCAUUGAUCGCAGCCGCAGGGUCGGUGAUCGGAAUCGGUACCGACUUGGGUGGCAGCAUCCGGUUACCAGCCUUUUUCACGGGAAUCUUUGGACACAAGCCAACGCAAGGCCUCGUGCCGAUCGGAGGGCAGUUCCCUCCCGCUCUCGAGGAGAUCUCUCCGUACGUCGUUGUGGGCCCCAUGACCCGGUAUGCCACAGACCUCAAGCUGAUGCUGUCUGCUUUCAUCGGCAAAGAUGCAACUGAAGAGUUGAAGCUCUUCUCUCCGGUUGAUAUACGCUCAAUAAAAGUAUAUUACAUGCUGGAUGAUGGAGGGUCACCUGGCUCCACUCCAGUUUCCCAGGAACUUAAAGAUGCCAUUAAGAGGGUAGUCAGUGUGUUGUCCAUGGAAGGUCUGUCCGUUCAAGAAGUCAAAAUAAAACAUCUGAAACUCGGCUUCCUCAUCUGGUGUGCCUACCUAUCUAAAGUUAAAGAACAGCGCAUCGCCAACAUCAUGAAAGGAAACGUAAAGAAAGACGAGGAUGCCCAUCUCGAAAUGCUGAAGUGGUUCUCUGGAAAAUCGGAACACACCUUCCCCAUCAUUCUGAACGCGUGCGCCCAAGAUUAUCUCGCACCCGUGAUGCGAAAACCCCUAGAAUUUUUCAUCCAGUGUGGCGACAGACUCAAGGAGGAACUGCUUAAACUGCUACAACCCGAACCCGCUGUAUUUCUGUAUCCCACAUUCCCUCAUGCAGCAGCACAUCAUGGACAGAUACUCGCCAAUCCUUUUAACGCAAGCUAUAGUGUCGUCUUCAAUGCAUUGUCACUGCCCGCCACGCAGUGUCCGUUAGGUUUCUGUUCCAACGGAUUACCGUUUGGGGUACAAAUAGCCACAGCACCUGGUAAUGAUCGACUGUCGAUCAGUCUUGCUGAACAUCUGGAAGUGAAACUUGGUGGAUGGACACCACCAUGAGCCUUUUUUUGUAAGAUUUAAUCAGCUUAGAUUGUAAUUUGUGUAUGUCCAUGACGAAUUGUUUGCCAUGAUCUCGCAUGCCCAGCAUAUGCAUUCCUUUUAACUUUCAGAUUCUUAGAGAAGUGUUCGAAACUUACUAAUGAAUGGAUUGACAGCUCAAAUCCUACUUCCUGGAAGUUAGGCUUUUGGACAUCGCCAUUUUCUCAGUGCCAUUCAAUGUUAUCCGACUGGGCAAGUGAAAAGAAACUCGCCGCCGAUGCAUUUUGUCUUGUUUGUUGACUUAUGGCAUUUUUUACAUGUUUUUCUCGUGACUUCUAGUAGCAGGAAUAUAUUAGAUGUGUUAUUGUUGGUUGACAAAAGUUAAAUCUUGCAUACUGUUCCCAAAACGGAUGUACUUUUUAAUAUUUUUAUAAUUUUGUGGAAAUGUCCUUAAGUGUGCAUUCGAUACAGUUUUAAACGUGCAGAUGUGAAUACUUGUUUUCGUACAAAAUGAUGUAAACUAUUUUAGUGUAGUCAGGUAAACACUUUAAAUGUUUAUUUAAACCAAGUCUUAGACUCGUAUAUGUAAUGUAUGAAAUAUUUUUAAGUGAUUAAAUAAAAAGUUCCUACUUUC